Aspergillus pseudotamarii is the source of this 1657-nucleotide messenger RNA. Its product is annotated as magnesium transporter CorA family protein. The transcript is spliced from 2 exons. The record is from RefSeq and is a predicted model, not a curated record. Gene Ontology annotation, biological process: intracellular magnesium ion homeostasis; magnesium ion transmembrane transport. Lineage: Eukaryota; Fungi; Ascomycota; Eurotiomycetes; Eurotiales; Aspergillaceae. Gene Ontology annotation, cellular component: plasma membrane. Bases 167 to 1396 code for a protein of 409 amino acids. Gene Ontology annotation, molecular function: magnesium ion transmembrane transporter activity.
CAUCCCCUACAUAACGUUUUUAUCCCUCAUAUUCUGCCCCGUUUGGUCCAACAUUUUUGGGUUUCCAACCACCCAUUGCAAGACACGUCAGGAUGGUGUACGGCCUAUCGGUGAAUUUACAGCUCACAUGCUCCCCUGUACAAGCUUUGCUGCCUCUUGAGUAAACAUGGGUGUGGUGGCGGACAUCCACCUGGACGGCGCUCCUGGUGAGCGCCCAGAUGUCAGCCCAUGUAUAGAUGACCCUACAGUCUCGGGCCCCGACGGCAGUGGUCCUGAUGAAGUUGAUGAAUUCAAGGACCGCAAGAUGUCUUUCUAUGAUGAUAGAGGGGCUGCUCCUGCGACACAGUUCAGCUUCUUUACAUCGCAGCUGGAUUCUGUUAUCCAUUCGUCCACGAUCCAGUCCUUGCGGUCGUUCUAUAAGCCCUUUGAAACGCUGCUAGACACCACGGAACAUUCUGGGCUAUGGUGGCUCGAUGUAACCUGCCCUUCCGAUGAUGAUAUCGAAACACUCUCGCAGAUCUUUGACAUCCAUCCGCUCACGACCGAGGACAUCAAAAUGCGAGAGUCGCGAGAGAAGAUCGAACUGUUCGGCCGGUAUUACUUUCUUUCCCUGCAGCCGGCCCGGCAAGUUGAGGCGGUCGAUGGCACUCGAUCUUCUUCUCCCAAUGUGUACGCUAUCGUUUUCCGUGAGGGUGUCCUCAGCUUCAAUUUCGGCAACAGUCCCCACGGGGGUCAUGUCCGAAAUCGGGUCAAGGAGCACCGGAGCCAUCUAGCACUGACCAGUGACUGGAUCUCCUAUGCCCUCAUCGAUGACAUCGUUGACGGCUUCGCGCCUUUUAUCAAUCGCGUCCAAGCCGGCGUUGAAUUGAUCGAAGAUGAUGUUUCCAUAACCCGACCGGAUGACAUCGGUCUAGCACUUCAACGGAUUCAUCGAUAUCGUAGAGAAGUCUUGCAAAUUCGCCAACUGAUGAACGACAAGACCGACGUCAUCCGCUGCUUCGAUCGCCACUGCGGCUCGUUUGGUCCCUCCACCAUGGACGUCACUCUCUAUCUCGGUGACAUCCGUGACCACGUGCUUUCCAUGAUGGCCGAUCUGUACAAUGCGGAGCAGAUGCUGUCACGGGCACAGGAGAAAUAUCUGAGUCAGCUGGCGUUCGAUUCGACGCGCAUGCGAAAUGACAUUGCGGCGACUCUUAGCCGGCUGACGGUCAUUGGCGGGAUCAUUGUGCCAAUGCAGUUUCUCAUCGGUCUCUUUGGUAUGAAUGUAACUGUCCCGGGCAACACUCCGGAGGAUGUGGACUCCCCACCCGUCAAUUGGUGGUAUGGUAUCUUAGGUGUGAUUUUGGGUUUGAUCUUUCUGGGUUUGAUCACUGCAAAACGGCUCCGAUUUAUUUAGAUCCUUGCGCUUGACUCUGUAGAUGUGUGAUUCAGGAUAUAUAUUGUUUAGUAAAGGAUACCUAUAUAGAUUAGAACAAUGAAUGACUUGACUACGACGCCCCUAGGGUUUAACGGUCAGCAGAUGUUAGAUAGAACAGCAGGCCAUGUGCUUCGCUAUCAUGACUAAGCCAUACGAGGUUAUAAGUGGCUUCCCUGGGAGUAUAUGUCCACUCUUUAGUCUUUUGACUAGUCCAGAGGGGAAUGUCAUACUUUCAAUAGG